Messenger RNA from Phascolarctos cinereus (koala), 4171 nucleotides. It is a transcript of the gene ZNF740, whose product is annotated as zinc finger protein 740. NCBI's taxonomy places the organism in Eukaryota, Metazoa, Chordata, Mammalia, Diprotodontia, Phascolarctidae. The record is from RefSeq and is a predicted model, not a curated record. Gene Ontology annotation, molecular function: RNA polymerase II cis-regulatory region sequence-specific DNA binding; DNA-binding transcription factor activity, RNA polymerase II-specific. Gene Ontology annotation, biological process: regulation of transcription by RNA polymerase II.
GGCAACAGCAGCGGCGGGGCUGGCACCGGAGAGUGAGCACUGGGGGAGGGGUUCUCCCGUACGGGAACACUGCUGGAGGCUGCGCCCGGCAGUUUCAGGUUUCUGAGACAGAUUCAAAGUUACCUCCAGAGACUUGAGCUGGACACUGAAGACGGGCAGGUUUUCCUUUUAUUCUGAGAACGGGCAGGAGUCCAUCAGGAAACGACGACCGAGGUUAAAGAGCGCAGUUGUGGGGACAUCAUCUUCUCUUUGGAGAGCGCUGAGUUCCAGCGGCAGCCCAGGGCCUCUCAGUAUGGCAGCAAGGGCAUACAAAGGACAUGGAAUGAGGAGGCCACAGUGAAAUGUUGAUAGUUCUCUCUGAAUACACACUAACCAAAGGAGUAAGAAACUCUUGAACUGUUGGAUCGUGUUAAGUCAAGUGGGCGACAUGGCUCAGGCGAGUCUCCUAGCCUGUGAGGGCCUUGCAGGUGUGAGUUUGGUCCCCACGGCAGCCAGCAAGAAGAUGAUGCUGAGCCAGAUUGCCAGCAAACAGGCAGAGAACGGGGAGCGCACGGGCAACCCAGAGGUGCUGAGGUGCUCAGGCCAGGGUCACCGAAAAGAUGGAGAAAAGUCGAGAAACCGAAAAGAUGACAGCUCCACAGCUGAAGCUCCUCCACCAAAAAAAGUUAAAAAGAUGGUGGUUGUGGAGCAGAAUGGCUCUUUUCAAGUGAAGAGCCAAAAAAACUUUAUUUGUGAGCAGUGUUUUGGAGCCUUUAGAAGUAGUUAUCACCUCAAGAGGCAUAUCCUCAUUCACACAGGGGAGAAACCAUUUGAAUGUGAUGUUUGUGAUAUGCGGUUCAUUCAGAAGUACCAUUUGGAGCGCCAUAAACGUGUGCACAGUGGAGAGAAACCCUACCAGUGUGAACGAUGUCAGCAGAGCUUUUCCCGGACAGAUCGUUUGCUCAGACACAAACGGAUGUGCCAAGGGUGUCACUCCAAAACCCUUGAUGGGCAAUUUUCCCUCUAGGCAUGGGGCCCAGGGUGGUGGGAAGGAUCAGAAGAGCUUGCUGAAGAUGCUGCCCCCUCUGGUUCUGAUGGUGCCACCACCUCCCACACUUCCACAUGCCUCUUCUUUCUUCUCUUCAUGGAGGAGGGGACCAGGAGAGUCAGAGACCUAACCUACAUCAGGGGACAGGGCACCAGAGCCACAGCCCUGUAAAUAAUCUGAGAUUUUGGUGGCUGGAGGGUUUUUCCAGCAAUUCCUGGGAGGGUUGACCAAUCUCUGAACCCUUGAUUAAGCCAUGGAAAGGGACUCAAGAUACAGGACCAAGACAGAACAGCGGAUCACACAGCCAUGAACUCCAUAUGGGAGUGGAAACUGGGAAGGGGUGUGUGUGAAUGUGUGUAUAUGUAUAUGUAUACAUAUACGUAUAUAUGUACAUAUAUGUGUGUGUUUGUGUGUAUACGUAUAUAUGCAUAUGUGUGUGCAUAUAUAUGCAUAUGUAUUUAAUCCAAAAGUGAUUUUACCAGAUGAACUGUGGACAUAGAUAACGUGAAGGCAUGGGACCCCAGGGCAAAGCAGGGACUGUGAUUGUCCUGAUCAUCCCCCACAGAUGGCACCCUGGUUGCAUUUUGCCUUCAGCAUUUACAUGCCCUGUACCUCACCACCUUCUCUGAGGCAGGUGGGGAGCAGAGAUGGCUGGCAGCUGAGCUUACUGUGGGCUAUGGAAAGAGGUCCCUGGGAGGCAGGGGCAGUUGGACACACGCAAGAGUGGAUAGGUAUCUCCUUUCCCCCGGUGGAGUAGUAAGAGUUGUGCCCAUGUGUGUUAAAGCAAUAUGGGUGACACAAACACUUGAUGGGGCUGGCUCAAGUGCCUUUUGGAGGAAGCUAUGGAAGGAGGCCUGGGGAUUACCCCCCCCCUUUUUUAAGGAUCCUAAAUCUUGAGGGUGGCUUCCAUGUAGCCUGAUUUUCUGAUUGCCUUCCCCCAUUGCCACUGGAGUUCAAAUAAAAGUGGGUGGGUUGGAAGUUCUGGGUGCCAAAAAGUGGAUCAGCACUGUGCCCUCUUAGGAGUUCAGCUAGCUGCUCUGAGUCAAGAUCAGACUUGAGUUGGGUCACAACCUGCUGAAGAAGUAAAUGAAACUGGAGUCUGCCUUUUAUCUCAUUCCUGAAGUGGGGAGGGGGAGUGUAUUUCCCCUGUACCUACCCACCCAAGUCCUAUCACUGUAUUGAGAUGAAGAUGGUUGCUUCCUCAUAAGGAAAGAAUAAGAGGAUUUUGUCUCUUCCUAAUGGCCCCCCACAGCCCAGAAUGGGGUGGGAGGGGCGGGGGGACUGCUUGUAAUGACUAGUGGAGCUAAUGUGGACUUUAUUUUAAUCAGUACUCUAAUCCCUAUGUCCACUUGUUCCAUGCCCCAGAGUUUGAUCGAUUACAAGUGUUUAUGUGUUUGCACAACACCUGUGUGGAUGUUUUGGAAUAUACAGUAAUGGCAGAUUGAGCCAAGCACCUCCUCUCUCCCAAACCCAAAGGGUUCUUGGGAAACUGAGUAGCAUCUCGGUGAUUUCAGGGGAUUUUUAUAUUGAGCAUUUUGUUAUUUAACAAACAGAGGGUUCUGGUGUUUCUGGCCUAAGCUGAGAGCUAGGGAUUCUUGAACAAUGGUCAUUUGGAAUGAAAUCACUCCUUCCCUUAAGGCGAAAGGUGUAAGGGAUCUCUUUGGGAAGUGCGGCAGUAUCUAUCCCUAUCUCCUAUCUUAGUCUGGGCAAGUUGGAUCAGUUACCUGUGUCUUGUGAGUAGGGUAGGAUAGUAGGAGGUGGGACUAGAUGAGAGCAGGGCUGGAAGAGUUGGUGUUCCCUUUAGUCCUUAAACUUGGGGAGCAGGGAGUCUGGCAGCAAACAUGGCUACUCUGUGUAGAUGGGCAAUGGGGGGCCAGAGAAGGAAGGAAUCCUCCUCUGAAGGGAGAGUAUUCAGUGAAGUCAGAAAGAGAUCCUUGGCUUUCAGAUUCUGCAGUGGCAGCAUGUGAGACUUUGCUCAGUCCUCCCAGUUUUAAUUUCACAUCCAUUUCACCUGGCCUGAAUUCUCUGCAUUCCCCCUCCCCUAUGUAGAGAAUGAUCACUGGGAGGGGGAGUCUUACCGAAUGUCAGCCAGCUUCCUGGGUGUCGGGGAGGGGAGGGGAGGGGAGCCGGGUUUACCGGACUCUAAAGGGUUUCCUUAAAUGUCAACAGUGAGGAGUCUUAUGAGAAGCAAGGAUGGAUUUAGAAAGAUGAACCACAAACAGCUCUUAAAAACUGGGAAGGCUUCUUCCCACCCCAUCCCCUCGCCUUUCAAGGCUAAUUUUGGGGGGAAUCAGGUUUUUUAUGGGGGUGGGGAAAAGAGUGGGAAAUGUGAAUGGGUUAUGUGCUGAUGUGUUCUAAGACUGCUUCUUCAGCUUUUGCCAGAGCAACCGAAGGAAUGGGAGGGAGCUAAUGAGUGUAUAAUAAGGGACCAGGCCAGGACAGCUCACAGCCAUCAACUGGCGUAGGGGGAAGCCUGUGGCUAAUUCUGUUGCAAUGGGUGCUAAGACUUUAGAGGAAGGGGUGGGUAGAUAGAAGGAGGGGUGCUGCACACCUACCCACCCAGGCCUAGGAGCCUCACCUAAUGGAAGAAACCACAGAAGAUUACAAGGACUCCUGGAUUGAAUCCUCACCACCCUCCUCUGUGCUGCAGAUACUACAGCUGGGAGGAAGGGGAGAUGAGCCAGUUUAAAGGGGAGUUGCUACAUCAAUGUAGCAUUGACCCAAAUUCCUAUAUCUCCAGCCCCUACCCUUCCUUUUUUGUCCACCCUAACGUCUGAGGGUCAUAGAGACCCCUUCACCAGCCCACAGCGGCUGUUUAGCUACUGAUUAUGCCCCUUGGCCUGGUGGCCAGAGGGGAAGUAGUCUCCCUGGCCCCCUAUUCCCAACUCCCUCUUCCCACCAUCCUACACAGGCCUUGGAGCUUUUAUUUUCACCAUCCUCUUCACCCUCUCACCCUCCCCCCCUUUUUUUUAAUACACUUAUUUUGCUAUUGGGGGGUGGGAAGGGAGUAACAGAUGGACAAGAAAUUUUAAAUGGUAGUUUUUAUAAGAUGUUAUAAACUUGUAUCUUUUUACCAUUCAAAGUGCAGUGUAUGUUCCUUUGUGACAUAUUUAGAAUAUUUAAAUAAAAUGGGGGUUUUCUACA